Messenger RNA from Cuscuta campestris, 6657 nucleotides. The record is from the annotation of a GenBank genome assembly. NCBI's taxonomy places the organism in Eukaryota, Viridiplantae, Streptophyta, Magnoliopsida, Solanales, Convolvulaceae.
CGCCAACUGAGUGAUUAACUCUCUCUAAUCAUAUACGGCGGAGGAGCAAAAAUCUCUCGCAAAUAUUUCCAUCAGAAUCAGCUGGUGGGGGCGUUAUCCAUAGCCUUAACAAAGGCCUUAAUGCUCCUCUGCAGAGAGAUUCACACUUCAAUUGACUGUGGUUGAAUUCAGCCUGCGGAGUUUUCAGAAGAUGUUUCCGUGGAACCUCGCCAGGUCGGCGGAGGCCGUGUUUUCUCGCUGGGCGAUGAAGAGGCUCUGUAAGUUCUUGCUGAAGAAGAAACUGGGCAAAUUCAUACUAGGAGACAUCGAUCUCAACCAGCUUGAUGUCCAGCUCAGCGCCGGCACCAUUCAGCUCUCUGAUCUCGCCCUCAACGUGGAUUAUCUCAACCAGAAGUUUGGUUCAGCAACAACUGUUGUGAUGAAAGAAGGUUCUAUUGGCUCUUUGCUGGUUAAAAUGCCCUGGAAGGGGGAUGGCUGCUGCGUAGAAGUUGAUGAAUUUGAGCUUGUUUUUGCUCCGCGAUUGUGCAAUAUACCUGGAAAUGGAGUGGGAGUCUCUACUUCCGGGCAAGAAUCUCAGGACCACACAUAUUAUGUCAGCCACAAUUUGCCUAAUAUUGACCACGAUACUGCUGGUAGUGCUGGAACCAGCACUUUGGAUGUUCACGAAGGAGUUAAAACUGUCGCCCUCAUGGUAAAGUGGCUGCUUACAAAUUUUCACGUGAGAAUUAGAAAACUCAUUUUAGCUUUCGAUCCUUGUUUUGCCGCAGAAAAGGACAAAUGCCUAAAUAGCUCCUUGGUUCUAAGAUUGACUGAAAUAGAAUGCGGGACAUGCAUAUCUGACAGUGUUUCUUCAGAUUGUGAAUCAGUGUCUGGCAAUGUACUCGGGUUAUGUCGAAUGACCAACUUUGUAAAGUUUCAAGGAGCUGUACUUGAAUUUCUCCCCAUGAAUGGCGUUAAUGAGAAGAAGCCAUUUCCUUGUUCUUCAGGAACAUCAGCGGGUGAACAUUCAAGCUGCUUUUACCACAACCGGACAAUCCCAGUCAUCACUGGUGAAAGAGGUGGAUUUUCUGGAAAUCUGAAACUGUGUAUACCUUGGGACAAUGGUUCUCUUGAUAUCCACAAAGUGGAGGCAGAUGCUUAUAUUGAUCCAUUGCAAUUGAAAUUUCAUCCUACCAGCAUUAGAAGCUUUUUAUGCUUGUGGGAAAUGUUCAGAGACAUCGGAGACAAAAACAGUAGCAACAUCAUUAGCAGGGUAAUUGAAUUUGAUAAAUGCAACAAACAGCUGAAUUGUGCUGUAUCAAAUACAGAUUCUUGUAGGCUCUCUGAUGCUUUUCUUGGACAAAACAAAAAUUCUACUGAAUACCUUCAUUUAACUGAUGAAGAGCCAGUUGGUGAAGCCCUACUCUCUGAGUCACAUCUUAUUCCAGAUUGGCUGAGGAGCCAGACAGAAAAAACUGAAGAGCCUGAUUUUGGAGCCAGUGUGGAGCAGUUUUUUGAAUGUUUUGACGGGUUGAGAAAUUCACAGUCAUCUUUGGGAGGAAGUGGGAUUUGGAAUUGGACAAGUUCCAUUUUUAGCGCAGUAACUACUGCAUCCACUCUUGCUUCUGGAUCAGUACACAUUCCUUCUGAUCAGCAGCUGCAUAUUGAAACCAAAAUCAGGGCAGCAAUUGUCAAAAUAUCUGUAAGCUUUUUCUUCACUGACGAUGAAGACAGACACUGCUCCAGUUUGAAGACUGAUGGAAUGACUGCUGGUACUUUUGUUCAUUAUAUGAGUGCACAUUUUGAUGACCUCUCUCUUGUAGUGCAGGUAUGUCGUCACGAAAUGAAUUUUGAAGCUACGGUGCAGCAUAUUGGGCUGGCUGAUUGCUUCACUGAUGGGGAUCGUACAUUGAAAGAUAGUAAGGGCAUUCAGGAAAUUCAAAAGUCAGUUCAAAAUGCCAUUCCAGAUCUUUCUAGGUCCAGUGCAAAGGACGAACUAAGAAAUCUAUCAUGUGCUGCUGGAGACAUUUCUAUGCUUUUUGAUAAUAGGUGCACACAACCGCAAACAUUUAGCGGUCCAGAUGAUGUGGUUCAGGUAGAAUUACUUCAAUCAAUCGGUCAAAGUCAGUGCCAAAUCACAAUCGGUGCAUCUAGUGAGUUGUUCAGUGGGCCGACAUCUUUCUCAUUGAAGUUACCAUACUUCAUUUUUUGGUUGGACUUGGAUUUGAUGAGUGAAAUAUCUGAACUUCUGAAGCAAGUUAGUGAAUCUUUUGAGAGAACGAGUAGAGUGUCUCCUUAUGAGGGAUAUUGCCUUUCUUCUAAAAUGCAAGAGAUGAAGAGCUCUUCUACACAUCAAAAUUUUACAGGCAAUGUAUUCCUUCCAACUUCAAGGAUAAUAAUGUGUUUCCCGUAUAGAAAAGUUGGAGGUUUCAGGAGUUACUCAUCUUGGGGGGAGUUUAUUGCUCUUGACCUGUCUUCAUCCACAUUGCCCGGAAAGAAAAAUGAUCCUGUGGGCCCAACUUCAACUGCUUGUUCCAAGAACAAGUACCCUUUGAAAUCAUCACUCUCUUUACAUUUGAACUUCGGGGAUCUCAACAUCUACUUAAUUACCUCAGAAUCUAAAGAGAAUGUAGAUAGCAGCUCUGGCGUCAAACACAAGUCAAAUUUUUUAGCUCAGAACAUCAUGUCCAUAUCUUGUGGGAGACAAACUUGUGCUGUUAGCUUUUUCAGGCAAAAGAGUCCUGGUGUUGCUUCAACUGAUACGGUAAUCAAAGCAAAAUGCUUUUCUUCUUCAGAUAUUAACAGGUGCAGAGAUAGAUUAAAGGGGAAAGACUUUGAAUUUGCAUCUGUUAGUACAGUAAAGGGUUCAGAAGAUUAUGAUGAUAUUCAACGAAAGAUGAUAGACAGCUCUGAGUUUUUCAUUCAUGCACAGAUAUCUUCUGUUACAGCCAACUUAAGCAAGUCUCAGUAUGUUUACGUACACAAUUUUCUUAGUCAGUUGAUUGAUGGCUUUUCUCUAAUGGCCUCUGUUCAAGUUGAAAUGAGAGACAAAUCUUUUGCAUCACAAACAUCAGUUCUUGUUGAGUGUGAAACUUUAUCUAUUUCAAUCAGUACCGAAGUAGAGGAGAGUAUUAAGGGACCAUUCCAGUAUGAACUACCAGGUUCUUGGCAUAGUUUGAAACUUGAGGUUCAGAAGUUUGGACUGUUUUCUGCUUCUGACAUUGGAGGAAUUACCAGCACCAGUUUUCUCCGUGUCUUCCACGGUGAUGGAAAUUUGUGGGGGUAUAUUUCUGGACUUACAAGGGAAGUUCUUCUGAUAUCAUGCAACAAUGCUUCAAUGGGGCGUGGUGGUGGAGAUGGAUCAAAUGUAUUAUCAUCCAAAAGAUCAGGGUCUGACAUAAUACACUUUUUGGAUCCUCAAAGUUUGAGCAAUCACACAUCUAUCACUGUCUGGGGUGGCACUAUUGUAGCAGUUGGUGGACGGUUGGACUGGCUGGAUAUGAUUACAUCUUUUUUCAGCUUGUUGUCUCCCAAAACUGAAGAAUCUGACAACAUAUCACAGAAAAAAGAUUGUAAAGAAAGUCUGCCUUUUGAAUGUUCUUUUGUUCUUAACAUGGUAGAUAUUGGUUUGAGUUAUGAACCAUAUUUAGGGUUUAAUAAAGGUUCUGAGACCAUAUAUUCUAGCAAUGUAAAUGAAGUGAUAGAUGAGCAACAUAUUGCUUGCCUAUUAGCUGCGUCUUCCUUGAGGGUAUCCAACACCAGUUUUGCUGAUUCAAAUGUCCGUGAUUACAAAAUUACGGUGCAGGACCUGGGCUUGCUUCUUUCUGUGGUUUGUGGGCCUGAGACUGCGUGUCAUAUUUAUAGUGUUGAGCAUCUUCACAAGAUUGGUUAUGUCAAAGUUGCUCAAGAGGCAAACAUCGAAGCAGUUGUGAGAAUUGACUGUGAGAAUGGGAAUCUGUGGCAUGUUGAAUGCUCAGAGUCUCAGAUUGUUUUAAAUACUUGCCAUGACACUGUAUCUGGUUUGAUUCGUUUGGCCACUCAACUACAACAGAUUUUUUCUCCCAUUAUUGAAGAAUUGGCAGUGCACCUGCAGACUAGGUGGGAGAAUGCUCAACAAGCAAAUGGGAAUGAAGAAAUAUCAACUGCUGAGGGAAACUCUCCGCCAUUAACUUCAUCAGUUCUGACAUCAAUUGCAGAUGUUGAAAAUAUUAUGGAUGAGAUAUGUGAAGAUGCAUUUCAAAUGAAGAAAACCAAUGAUGCUCAAGCUGAUAGUUGUAUUGGUGGGGCAUAUUACUCUAGUCACAGUGAAGCUCAGCAUUUGUAUGAGACAUUGCCUGUUUCCGAGUCAUCUCUGGCAGCUGGACUUGAAAAUAGUGAUAGUUCAGAAGAAAAAAUGCCCGAAUUCAUUGAAGAUUAUUUAUUGUAUGAUUUUUGCUGUCUCUCAGAGCCAUCAUUGAAGGGGAACUCACCUAAUGAAGUUGCCAAGUGCAAAUCUAGUUCUGCAAAGAACACAGAUGGCCAAAAAGAAAGAAAUGGAUGGUAUGAUGAGAGCUCGUUAAGAAUUUUAGAGAAUCACGUUUCAAAAGACAGUGGACAGAUUGGUUCCUUGCAGCAUGAGUGUGAGGCUUCUAGCAGUAAAAAAGAAGUAGAUGAAAAUGGAAAAAUCAAAGGCCGUAUAGUUUUUAAUAACAUGAAUGUCAUCUGGAGAUUAUAUGCUGGUUCUGACUGGAAAAGUUUUGAGAAAACUGCCCAAUGUUCUGCUGGUACAUGUGGACGAGAUACAACUUCAUGCUUAGAGCUCAUAUUGUCUGGAGUCAGCUUUGAGUAUGACAUAUAUCCUGAUGGUGGAAUACACGUAUCUAGAUUAUCCAUUGCAGUGAAGGAUUUUUUUCUCAGCGAUUGCAGCAAUGAUGCCCCAUGGAAACUGGUGCUGGGAUAUUAUCAAUCAAAAGAUUGCGCAAGAAAGUCAUCCUCCAAAGCAUUUAAGCUGGAUCUAGAAGCUGUCAGACCUGAACCUGCUAUACCUCUGGAGGAGUACCGAUUGCGUGUUGCUUUCCUCCCAAUACGGUUGCAUCUUCACCAAACCCAGCUUGAUUUUCUCAUCACAUUCUUUGGGGGAACGAACUCAACAAGUAAUUCAUCACAUGAUGCUUCACAAAAUCUAUAUGAACCAAUAUCAAUUUCAAAGCAAAAAACUGUGAUUGGAGGCCAUACAAUUACCAUGGAGGCAUUACUUCCAUAUUUUCAGAAAUUUGAAAUAUGGCCUAUGCUUGUUCGGGUUGACUAUAGUCCUUGCCGCGUUGACUUGGCUGCAUUAAGAGGUGGAAAGUAUGUGGAGCUUGUCAAUCUUGUGCCUUGGAAGGGUGUUGAGAUGAGCCUCAAACAUGUUCAGCGUAUUGGUGUCUAUGGCUGGGGUUGUGUUUGUGAAAGUAUAAUAGGGGAGUGGUUGGAAGAUAUUUCUCAGAAUCAGAUUCAUAAACUACUGAAAGGGCUUCCUCCUAUUCGAUCAUUGGUUGCUGUUGGUUCUGGAGCUGCCAAGUUGGUGUCACUUCCGGUGAAGAGCUACAAAAAGGAUCACAAAUUGCUGAAAGGAAUGCAAAGAGGCACAAUUGCAUUCCUUAGAAGUAUAUCGCUUGAAGCAAUUGGGCUAGGAGUACAUUUGGCAGCUGGAGCUCAUGACAUUUUGCUCCAAGCAGAAUAUAUAUUGACAACAAUUCCACCAUCUAUCUCUUUAUCUGUAAAUGAUAGGCGGGACUGUGUGAGAUCUAAUCAGCCUGAAGAUGCUCGACAAGGAAUCCAGCAGGCAUAUGAUAGUAUUAGUGAUGGAUUAAGUAAAUCUGCUUCUGUAUUGGUAAGAACACCCUUGAAACGAUACCAGCGUGGUGCAGGGAUGGGGACUGCUCUCGUGACUGCCGUUAAGGCUGCUCCUUCCGCAGCCAUUGCCCCGGCUUCAGCCACUGCACGUGCUCUCCACUGUGCUCUUUUAGGGGUUAGGAAUAGUCUUGAUCCUGGGCGCAAGAAAGAGUCUUUAGAUAAAUACUUGGGAACAUCUCCAACUCAACACUUCAUGUAGUUGGUGUGCAUAAAAUAGGAGAUUGAUGUUCUAAUUUAUCUACUGAAUCAUGGGAGAGUGCCUUCAGUUUUCAAGCAAAAAGGCCACGUGGAUUGAUGAUAAUGGAGUCGGUCAUCAGCGCGUUGGGAGGGUGGGUUUUGGUACAGAAAUCGGAUUCCUAUUUGCAAGCCCCUCUUUCAUUUGGGCAUAGGUUUACAAAUUGUGCUGAUUCUUUUGCAUUUUAAAAAGGAAUUAUUUGCAAGCCGCUGCUGUAUAAAAUAUGGAAUGUACAUAAAGAGUAAUGAAAUUUCAAAGAUGCUAUGUGCAAUUGACACCAAAGUGACACGGUACAUGUCUUUGUCCUCACAUACAAUGCACUGUAAUAUAAACUGUCCACUGUCUGUGAGGACAAAAAUCACAGACAGUGUCAACCUUGGAGACAGUGUGGUACAACUCAUGAAAUUUUCAUGUGUUGUUUUUUCUUCCAGAGAGUAUUGUAUAUAAUUGGACAUUUGAUGAGUUUGUAGUCUCAUGUUCUGUGUUAGUUCCCCUCACUUCUAUGGGUUACCUAUAACCCUUCUCAUGUUGAGAUCUUGUGAAAUGGACACUAAAGGGGGACAAGGGUU